AUGACUCCACACCUUGGUAUAACCUGCCUGCUCGGCGCCAAAAUGAGUGCGCUCGAAUCAAAUGGGCCUCCCAACCGUGCUUCCUACUCGACCGAGUUUCUAAGCUAUUCAUCUGGUACUUUAGCUGUGCGCAAGGACAAGAAAGGCCGCGUGGCAUCGCUUGCUAAUGGCGGUUUUGGAGCAUACAAAGACACUCAAGGCAAUGGACAACAUGCACCUGACGCCUCCAUUUCAGAUGCAGCCGGCACUCUCUCUCUUGCAGCCGGCACUCUCUCUCCCUCCGCCACCUAUGUCAACAAUGCCGCUCAGCAUCUCACCGCUGCCAAUCAGUCAAGCCCUGUCAUUCCCUCCGCCUCAGCUUUCCUCUCAACUGCUGCCACCACGAUCUCUCCUUCAUCCGCCUGUCUGAACCCUUCCGCUCAGCAUCUCACCGCCGCCAAUCAGUCAAGCCCUGUCGUUCCCUCCGCCUCAGCUUUCCUCUCAACUGCUGCCGCCACGAUCUCUCCUUCCUCCGCCUGUCUGAACCCUUCCGCCGCCAAUCAGUCAAGCCCUGUCGUUCCCUCCGCCUCAGCUUUCCUCUCAACUGCUGCCGCCACGAUCUCUCCUUCCUCCGUCUGUCUGAACCCUUCCGCUCAGCAUCUCACCGCCGCCAAUCAGUCAAGCCCUGUCAUUCCCUCCGCCUCAGCUUUCCUCUCAACUGCUGCCGCCACGAUCUCUCCUUCAUCCGCCUGUCUGAACCCUUCCGCUCAGCAUCUCACCGCCGCCAAUCAGUCAAGCCCUGUCGUUCCCUCCGCCUCAGCUUUCCUCUCAACUGCUGCCGCCACGAUCUCUCCUUCCUCCGUCUGUCUGAACCCUUCCGCUCAGCAUCUCACCGCCGCCAAUCAGUCAAGCCCUUUCGUUCCCUCAGCCUCAGCUUUCCUCUCAACUGCUGCCGCCACGAUCUCUCCUUCCUCCGCCUGUCUGAACCCUUCCGCUCAGCAUCUCACCGCCCCAUUCCAGUCAAGCCCUGGCCUCCUCUCCACCUCCACCUCCUGUUCUGCUGCAGCCAGCACUCUCGCUCCUGCAGCCAGCACUCUCUCUCCUGCAGUCGGCACUCUCUCUCCUGCAGCCGGCACUCUCUCUCCUGCAGCUGGCACUCUCUCUCCUGCAGCUGGCACUCUCUCUCCUGCAGCCGGCACUCUCUCUCCUGCAGCCGGCACUCUCUCUCCUACAGCCGGCACUCUCUCUCCUGCAGCCGGCACUCUCUCUCCUGCAGCCGGCACUCUCUCUCCUGCAGCCGGCACUCUCUCUCCUGCGGCCGGCACUCUCUCUCCUGCAGUCGGCACUCUCUCUCCUGCAGCCGGCACUCUCUCUCCCUCCGCCGCCUAUGUCAACAAUGCCGCUCAGCAUCUCACCGCCGCCAAUCAGUCAAGCCCUGUCAUUCCCUCCGCCUCAGCUUUCCUCUCAACUGCUGCCGCCACGAUCUCUCCUUCAUCCGCCUGUCUGAAACAUUCUGCUCAGCAUCUCACCGCCGCCAAUCAGUCAAGCCCUAUCAUUCCCUCUGCCUCAGCUUUCCUCUCAACUGCUGCCGCCACGAUCUCUCCUUCCUCCGUCAGUCUGAACCCUUCCGUUCAGCAACUCACCGCCGCCAAUCAGUCAAGCCCUGUCGUUCCCUCCGCCUCAGCCUUCCUCUCAACUGCUGCCGCCACGAUCUCUCCUUCAUCCGCCUGUCUGAACCCUUCCGCUCAGCACCUCACUGCCGCCAAUCAGUCAAGCCCUGUCAUUCUCUCCGCCUCAGCUUUCCUCUCAACUGCUGCCGCCACGAUCUCUCCUUCCUCCGCCUGUCUGAACCCUUCCGCUCAGCAUCUCACCGCCCCAUGCCAGUCAAGCCCUGGCCUCCUCUCCGCCUCCGCCUCCUUUUCUACUGCAGCUACCUCGCCCUCCACCUCCGCCCCGUUAAGGACCUCUGCUCAGUAUCCCACCUCCCCUUCUCAGUUAAGGCCAGGCCUCCUCCCAAAUGCAGCUGCCCGGCUCUCUCCCUCUGCUGCCUAUGUGCACUUCCCUGUUCCUGCACAGUCCAGGCCUGCCGUCCCACCUGGAUCCACCUCGCUGCCACCUGCCCUCAGUGCUCUCUCACCCUCGGCCCCCUAUAUCAAUCCUGAGUUGCAGCCAACCAACUCUCCUCAGCCUGGCACCAUUCUCAUCCCACCAGCCUCUGCAUCCCCUGCUACUGCAAUGGCGCCCCCUCCUACACAAUUGCAAUCGUCCGGACUCCCAUGGACACUUCGUGUGCGCAAACAAAAGUCCGCUCUCCCAGACCCUGCACCAGCACCUGUCAAGGCUGUGUCGGAUGAGGACUCUGACGAGGAUGACUCUUUGGAAAAUCAAGUUGAGCAGCGGCCUGCUGCUGCAACCAGGGUUUCGCGAGCCGCUUUUGAGGCCGCGCAAGCUCAAAUCCAACAACAAGCGCAACGCAUAGCUGAGCUGGAGAAUCAGCAACCUCAGCAAAAAGGCCCUCAUGCUAGCAGUCACGCCAUGGUUCAGCGCCAGGCUAAUAUGCCCAGCCCUCCCCAACAGCCGGUUGCACCCCAGCUUGCUCCUUCAACCACUCGACCUUGCGACCAGCCGAAGGCAACAUCCCCCUUGAUUCUCUCACCGGUGGUGUGGCCACAUACGCAGGCCGCUUUUAGCCGUGCUGUGGCAAAGGCCCACGUCAAACGGCAGGCCAUCGACUGCUCUGCAAUGACGCCACGGCAAUGCCAGUGGUAUAAUAACGUCAUCACGACGUUAGAUGCUUUCCCGGAUGUGAACGAGGACCUUGGGGUGAGCAGCAAUCAUUCAUUUGAACCUUCGUCGUGCUUCCGAAUGUCAUUAGCAUAG
Molecule: messenger RNA, 2859 nt
Organism: Closterium sp. Yama58-4
Lineage: Eukaryota; Viridiplantae; Streptophyta; Zygnematophyceae; Desmidiales; Closteriaceae
Source: the annotation of a GenBank genome assembly